Geodia barretti is the source of this 759-nucleotide messenger RNA. The record is from the annotation of a GenBank genome assembly. Lineage: Eukaryota; Metazoa; Porifera; Demospongiae; Tetractinellida; Geodiidae.
AUGGCCAAGCGCACACGUAUCGACGUGCUGAUGGUGGAGCGGGGGCUGGCGCCCACGCGAGAGAAGGCGCAGGCCCUGCUCAUGGCGGGCAGCGUCACCGUCGACGGGCGGGCCGUCAGCAAGCCGGGCACGGCCGUGGCGGCGGAGGCGGGCGUCGACGUGCGGGCGCCGCUGCAGUACGUUGGCCGCGGCGGCGACAAGAUGGCGGGCGCGCUCGACGCCCUUCGGGGCUCGACCCGGCGGGGGCCGUCGUGCUGGACGUCGGGGCGUCGACGGGCGGGUUCACGGACUGCCUGCUGCAGCGUGGGGCCGCGCGCGGUCUAUGACAUCGACGUCGGGCGGGGGCAACUGGCGCACAAGCUGCUGAUCGACCCGCGCGUCGAUUCGUACGAAGGGGUGAACGCGCGGCACGACUUCCCGCUGCCGGAGCCGGUGGACAUGGCCGUCGCGGACGUCUCCUUCAUCUCGCUGCGGCUGGUGCUUCCGCAGAUGGCGGCCCACCUGCGCCCCGGCGGUCGGAUGCUGGUGCUGGUGAAGCCGCAGUUCGAGGCGGAGCGCGGCGCCGUGGGUCGCGGCGGCAUCGUUCGCGACGGCAAGACGCACGCGACGGUGUUGGGCGACUUCGUGCAGUGGGCCAUCGGGCAAGGGCACCGGCUGCGCGGGGUGACGCCCUCGCCCAUCACCGGGACCGAGGGCAACCGGGAGUUUUUUGUUCUGCUGGAGGCCGGUGAGAGUCCGGCGGAGGCGGACGCGGACUAG